Molecule: messenger RNA, 6495 nt
Organism: Paramormyrops kingsleyae
Lineage: Eukaryota; Metazoa; Chordata; Actinopteri; Osteoglossiformes; Mormyridae
Source: RefSeq, a predicted model, not a curated record
UCGGGAUUAUGUCAUGUUUGGCGGAAGUAUACAGCUGAAGACAAGAGAGCUCCUCGCUCCUCCUGGGCGGAGUAAUCGCGCGAUACGGCAAAUUUGUUGAAAGUCACGGAAUAUUUGGACAAAAAUAAAUAAUCUUGUAACGAGGUAAAAUAUACGCACAAACCUUAUUAACCUGUCAUUUACAUAUACGGUUCAAAAUAUAUUUUCUUUUGCCUUCUGACUAGUUGUCUAUAGGACUGACAGAGUAAUACCAACCAGUUAGCUUAGGGAAUUCCGCUGAGAAAACAGGACAAGGGAAAAAAAACUGCUGGAUAGGGAACGUGGAGAGACGGAACGGAACGGGAAGGGUGUAAAUGUGGAUUUCUAAGCUUAAAUGAAUACACCCGGGAAUAUAAAGAAGCGAGGAAAGUUAUCAUGCGUUGGACCUUCAACAUGAUUCCGCGCUGUUUAUACUCGUCACGGCUUUUCGUGCGUUGAUUUUUGGAAGGGGCUGUAUGGGAUCCGCAUUAGCGCCAUAGCUAACUGGCUAACAUCAAAGGAAGCGAAGUUUUCCUCUUCUUUUUCCCCCUUUCUUGUUGCUUUUUUUCCGUUCCGCUGGAUUAAUUUGCUUGGAAGUCCGGGUCGAGCAGGCGAUAGGGGGAUAUGGUCCGGAUUAUACACGUACUGCGGGGCUGGGCUACGAGUAUCACAAGUUUCGGGGUUUAGAGAGGAAGGUGGUUUUUUUCCUUUUCCUCCUUUUUUUUGGAAAGCUGUGUUCCCUUUUCCAUUCGCAGUACAGUAUUGGCAAAGUGGAGGCCCGUUUGACGGAAAAAAAGGACUUGAAACGAAUGGGACACACAUACCGGGUGGGGGAUAAGGAGUUUUUUUUAAUCGCAGAAAGGAAUAAAACUUCGGGAUCGGGGUCCCCCCUCCCCCUUUUUGUUGUCUUUGUUGUCAUAGUUUGGGAAUUUUCUCAUGAGAAAGAGCUGCCGGGAUAUAUGGCGAGCGGGGAAGCUGGAGUGGGAUCUUUUCUGAUGGGAUAGCUACGAAACACUUAAUAGAUUUCGGGAGGAUUAAAAAAAAUCUCAAAAGGGGCCAAAUGGGAGUAUUAUGAAGACGCCUGUGAAUGAAAGUGGAGAAAAACAAGAUCCGUACCGAGAACUAAGGACGCAAAGAGGGUGAAAGACCGGGUGUUAUUUGGCCAGAAAAUAAAUUAACAAUAGAUGCAGCUCGCUUAGAGAUACUGACAAAGGCUGCUGCCAGACAGCGCCAGGCGAGGCGUGCUGUCUGCGCCCGGAUAUCUGCAUUAACCCCCCAGAAAGGGCGUCAGUGCCGCCGCUCGUCGGCUUGCCUCGCGCACGCCGCGCUCCCGCAAGAUACAAGUUACGCGCCGCACGCGACGAUUAACGGUUAUUUUUGUCUAACAAAGAAUAAGUUUUUUAUACCGUACAUCGAUUCUCCUUUUUUCAGAUGUUUUCCCCGCCGUCUUUUCUUUUUCUCUGCGACAAGGGAAAUAAACAAGCACCCGGACAAACAGCGCGACCGAGCGCGAAGUUAGCUGCCUUGUGAACAGUCACUGAUCUGAGCGGAGAAUUUGGACUGUCUGCGAUCGUUUCCUGACGGAUAUCAAGGACCUACUUUUUUUCUACAAAAAACAUACACCGAGGGUUGUUUUUUUUCCUUCACAUUCUUGGUAAAAUGAUAAUUGGAUAAAGGCCGAAGGGAAAACUAGAAAGCCCAAUGAGCGGCACACAGUCUACAGUCACUGACAGGUAUCCUAAAAAACCGACCAGGACAGGCAGCAUUCUCAGCAAGGACCACCCACCAGACAAGAAGCCCAAGAGCGACAAACCCAGCGUGCCCACCUCGCAUGACUUUGACCCCACAGAUCCGCCGUUGCGGAGGAGCGAGGGCGUUGUGUCUGAUCGGAGGCCGGAGCCCUGUGGGCUCGUCCAGCGAUGUGUGAUCAUUCAGAAAGAUGACAAUGGCUUCGGGCUGACUGUGAGCGGAGACAACCCGGUGUUUGUGCAGCUCGUCAAAGAAGAUGGCGCUGCAAUGCGUGCUGGGGUUCAGACGGGCGACCGGAUUAUUAAGGUGAACGGGACCUUGGUGACACAUUCAAACCACGUAGAAGUUGUGAAGUUAAUUCGAUCGGGCUCCUAUGUCGCUCUCACGGUGCUGGGCAGACCCCCGGGGCUGCACCAGAUCCCCCUGUCCGAGGGUGUUGGUGAUGCGGCGCUGCCUGGUCAGGAGCCCCCACCCAUCACCUCCCCCCAGUCCCCGGCAUCUGUGCAUGGAGAGCGUACCUGCAGCCCCCCCGACCGCCGAGACACCACCAUCACAGCCCCCGUGCCGCUCUGGGAGGAGAACAACAUUGUGCACAGCCAGAAGGUGGACAUCCUGCAGAAGAUGCUGUCCAAGGAGCAGCAAGACCUGCAGGCCAUGGAGGAGGAGUAUAGCAGGAACCCCACGCGUAAACUACUGAAAGAGAUUCAGGAAGCCAAGAAGCACAUUCCACAGCUGCAGAGCGAGCUCAGCAAGGCCACUGGCAGAGCACAGGAUGGCCUGCCCUCCCCACGGCCCGGGGACACCCUGCAGUGGAGCGAGACGGAUGAGGGAGCCCUGGGAGACGCGGAUGCCAUCAUGUCCUCUCAGAGCGACUGCACCCUCGACGGCUCCUGGACCAACAUCUCCGCACAGUCCGUACCGCCCGGCCUUCCCUCAUCCUACCCCGACAGCCCAUGCCAAAGAGAAACACCGACUCACAGCCCAAAGAGUACCCCCAGGGGCAGCCUUAACUCAUGCACCUCCCCCGAGGCCGAGAAUACGCCAGACCUGGAUGGACAGUGCCAGUCCCACGUGGGAAGCCCUUCCUUACGGGCAGCGGCCCUCAUCAUCGGAGCUGAAGACGAGGAUUUCACGUCAGAGCAGGAGCCGAUGAACGGCCAGUGCAGCUGCUUCCAGAGCAUGGAGCUGCUGAAGUCGCGGCCUGCCCACCUGGCAGCCUUCCUGCACCACGUGGUGUCCCAGUUUGACCCAGCGCCCUUGCUCGGCUACCUCUACGCCGAGCUGUACAAGCAGACGACCUCCAAAGACACCCGUCGCGUGUUCCUCGACCUCUGCACUUUUUUCAUGGACCGUACAGCGAACCUUAAAGUAGCCGUACCAGAGUUCAUCGCCUCUGACCUCGAGCGGCGGAGGCCAGAGCUGAUUCCAGAGGAUCUCCACAGGCUGUACGUGCAGUCACUCCAGGACUCCCUACUCACCGACAUCCAGCGACACCUGGAGGACUUCCGGCAGAAACGCAACAUGGGCCUGACUCUGGCCGAGGGGGAGCUGAACCGCCUGGACACGGAGCGCGUGAGGAGCCGGGUGGCGCUGGACAGGGAGCGCUCCUGUGCAGAGCAAAUCAUCUCCAAGAUAGAGGAUGUGCUACUGACGUCACCCCCCACAGAAGAGGACAAGUGCAGCACCAUGCAGUACGUGAUGCUGAGCUACAUGAAGCACCUGGGAGUGAGGGUGAAGGAGUCCAAGCGAGUGCGCAUCAACUUCCUCCUGCCCAAGAUUAAGAAGAGCAUCAAGGAUGGAGACGAGAGGGUGAAGAAGCUGCGCUUUCCCAGCAUUCUUGUGCCCCCCCGGAGGCCCAGCUGCACCGACGGCCCACCUAUCAUCCGGGCCGUGGAACUGAACAAGCUGCGCCCCCAGAAGCAGCUGUCACAGCCGGGCCCCUGCGCUUUGGAGCAUCAGCAGGUGGGCCGCUCCCGGGGGAGCCAGACCAGCGAGGGCUCGGACCCCACCCAUGUCCCCGCGACCACCACCUCGCCCCCAUACAGUGCCCCUGGUGGCCCGGUGUCAGAGGGCAGCAGCCGUGAUUGGGACUCUGGCGCGCUGCCAGCCUCGGCUCUCCCCCGGCUCGCCGAGGGCCCCCUGUCGAGCGACUCCGCAGACAGCACUCCUCACACACCCAGCACGCACUUCGACUUCAGCCCGUCCUGCCUGGAGCAGCUGCAGGAGGAGGAGCGAGAGAGCGACAGGGUCCUGGAGGGGGGAACGCCUAAAACAGCUCGAAGGGCGGACCCACUGAGUUCGGCAGACGUGCACAGCGAGGACGACCAGGGUAAUGAGAUCGAGUUUGAACAGGACCCCCCCAACUGGCAGCAGCUGGUGAGCAGGGAGGUCCUGGCUGGACUCACUCCUCCCGAGAUCAAGAGGCAGGAGGUCAUCAAUGAGCUCUUCUACACGGAGCGUGCCCACCUGCGCAUGCUCAAGGUGCUGGAUAGCGUCUUCAACCAGAAGCUGACCAGGGACGCCAUCUUGCCCCCCGCUGAAAUCAAAAGCAUCUUCGCCAACCUGGAGGAGAUCAUACAGCUGCACGGCUCAAUAGCCGAGCAGAUGACCGCCAUCCGGAGGAAUAACGAGACGACCGCGAUAGAACUCAUAGGCGACGACUUGCUCUCCUGGUUCGGCGGCGGCGAAGAGGAGAAGAUCAAGCGGGCCGUGGGAACUUUCUGCAGCAACCAGCCCUUUGCCCUGGAGCUCAUCAAGACGCGACAGAAGAAGGACCAACGUUUCAACUCCUUUGUCUUGGAGGCGGAGAGCAACCGGCUUUGCCGCAGGCUCCAGCUGAAAGACAUCAUUCCUGUGGAAAUGCAAAGGCUUACCAAGUACCCUCUUCUGUUGGAGAACAUUGCCAAGUACACAGAGGACGCAGAGGAGAUGGAUAAGGUGAAAAGGGCAGGCGAGUGCUGCAGGCAGAUAUUGAACUACGUCAACCAGGCUGUGAAGGAGUCUGAAAAUAAGCAGAGGUUGGAGGACUACCAAAGGCGCUUGGAUCUGUCCUCACUGAAGCAGAGCGAGAGCACGCUUAUUGCCGAGUUUAAGAACCUCGACCUGACCAAGAGGAAGAUGGUGCACGAGGGACCCUUGUCCUGGAAGGUCAAUAGAGACAAGACAAUCGAGCUCUACACGUUGCUGCUAGAGGACAUCUUGGUGCUGCUGCAGAAACAGGAUGAGAAGCUGAUACUGAAGUGCCACAGCAAGAACCUGGCAGGAACCUCAGACACCAAGCGCAUCUUCAGCCCCGUCAUCAAGCUGAACACUGUGUUGGUGCGCUCCGUGGCCACAGACAACAAGUCCUUCUUUGUGCUGUCCACAAAUGGAGCCCUGAUCUACGAGCUCAUGGCACAGACUGUGUCAGAGCAACGGACGUGGCUGUGCCUGAUCACGCAGCAAGCAGAGUCCAUGAAAACAGAAUUGCCCAGCAUCAUUACUUUACCUUCAGAUGGGGAUCGCGAAGCUGUCGAGAUGAUCAGUGCAGGUGGACAGAAGCUGAGCAAAGACCCCAACCGGAACUCAACUGGGAGCAUCCAGUCACCAGAAAAAGAUGUCGGCUCUGCACCUCCAGAGAUAACGCAGACCCCAUCAGUCGGUUCCAACCCAUUCGAAGACAACAGAUCAGAUGAGGAGGAGGAAGAGGCUGAACAAGAUGGAGAGGAGGUGGCUUUUGUGGACCCAGAGCUUGGUGACAGGCUGCCUGCUGACUCUGAUGACGACGAUCCAUACACAUUUGGAAACCCAAGCUCCACAGCCGAGGGGGCCUUGAAGACUCUUGAAGCUCUCAAAAAGGUUCUGCUGGAUCACAUGAUCAGCCAGGGUGUAGCUGAGGAGGGCAGACAGGCGUGGCGGGACCACAGGGGCCGUCUCCUGCGGACCACCUCCCUGCGGGGCCCCAUGGACAGCCCAACUGCUCAGGUUUCGGCGCCCCUCCUCUCCCCGGAGAAUGGUGCAGAAAAGGCGACGGGCAUUCGGGAGCCCACCUUGGGGGACACGGGGUUUUUCGAGACCUCCGACGAUUAUGCAGGUAGCUAUAUGGUCCUGGAGGGCUAUGGCGGCUCAGGAGAGAGUAGCACAGACGACGACGCCCAGGGGGGCGAGAGGGAUCCGGGGAUCCGCUGGGGCCCUGCCGGCGACUCUGGAAUCGACCUGAAGAAGCUGCUGUCAUCAUCGUCCCUGUCGGGCGGCCAACCCAACUUCAGCCGGCAGGUCAUGACUUACCUGCGCCUCCUGCAGGUCAACCUCAACCAUCUAAAGGAAGUGGAGGCCAAGUAUUAUAGACUGUGCCAAAAGCAGGAGGGACCAGCUACCGACAUGUAUGAAAGUAAAGAUAGCUAAGAGCUAGCUGAUGGCCGGGCUUCCCAGUCACUCAUCCACAUCUGGCCAGAGGAAGAGGACACACGGACUUAGGAGAGGGCCUCGGGCUGUCCUCUCAACACUGUUCUCUUCUGAAGCCCUGCUGUCAUGGAGAUUGGAGAAUGGGGGAGGGGCUAGCAUGGCCCCACCCUCAUCUUGAGCAUUUGUGUAAAGCCAAUCAGGGAAGAUGUAGUCCAGCCCGGCCUUCAAAGACUGCUCCUCCAGCCUUCAAGUCCUCUGUUUCGCACAAUCUAACCAAGAGGAGAGAACUGUACCAAAAUGUAUAAAGCUUAGGAUGUAUUAAACACAAACCAGAAGAAAAACUAA